Morus notabilis is the source of this 714-nucleotide messenger RNA. RefSeq lists its product as uncharacterized. NCBI's taxonomy places the organism in Eukaryota, Viridiplantae, Streptophyta, Magnoliopsida, Rosales, Moraceae. The transcript has 5 exons. The annotation marks the transcript as partial. The record is from RefSeq and is a predicted model, not a curated record.
UCCCUCUACCUCACUAAAUCCCUUCCCACUCGAACCACUUCCCUCUCAAACCUCCACAAUUUUGGCUUAGAGACACCAUUCUCCAGGUGGAGCCCACAGAGGUCACAUCUUAGUCUAUCCUCCUCCCAAAAUCAGACGGCCACGGUCGCAUCCCGGGUCACAAACGAUACCGCCGCCGAUGUCGUGAGGAAAUUUUACGCGGGAAUCAACGGCCGUGAUCUUCCCUCCGUGGAGAACCUCAUUUCUCAAAACUGUGUCUACGAGGACCUCGUCUUUGCUCGCCCUUUCGUUGGUCGAAAGGAAAUACUUGAGUUCUUUGAGAACUUCGCGGAUGUUGUGAGCAAAGACCUCCAGUUUGUUAUUGACAAGAUAUCGACAGAGGAUUCUUCAGCAGUUGGGGUUACUUGGCAUUUAGAAUGGAAGGGAAAGCCUUUUCCAUUUAGCAAAGGCUGCAGCUUUUAUCAAUUGGAGGUCGUCAAUGGCAAGCGACAGAUAAUAUAUGCGAGAGACAGCGUUGAACCUGCAAUCAAGCCUGGGAAGACUGCUUUGGUGAUCAUCAGAGGAGUGACUUGGCUACUGGAACAAUUUCCUCAGCUUGCGGAUCGUUUUUGAAACUUUUUUCCUAUCUUGAACUUGUAUAUAUUUGUCAACAAGCUCAAUUACAUAGGAUAAUUAGACAUCUCUUUCCACAGGAAAUAUUCGAAUAAUCAAGUG